This is a messenger RNA of Xylona heveae TC161, 1395 nucleotides long. Its product is annotated as adenine nucleotide alpha hydrolases-like protein. Gene Ontology annotation, cellular component: mitochondrion; cytosolic tRNA wobble base thiouridylase complex. Lineage: Eukaryota; Fungi; Ascomycota; Xylonomycetes; Xylonales; Xylonaceae. Bases 29 to 1315 code for a protein of 428 amino acids. Gene Ontology annotation, molecular function: tRNA binding. The transcript is spliced from 2 exons. Gene Ontology annotation, biological process: tRNA wobble position uridine thiolation. The record is from RefSeq and is a predicted model, not a curated record.
GGCUGUAUUAGAGACUUUGUUUUAAAAGAUGCCGCCUACACCGUGUGCGAGAUGCCAUACUUCUCGCGCGCUUAUAAUCCGCCCAAAGAAUCAAGAGAAACUCUGCAAAGCGUGCUUUUUGACCGUCUUCGAGACAGAGAUACAUGAGACCAUCAUCUCCAAUGCACUCUUUCAACGCGGAGAGCGCAUCGCAAUUGGCGCUUCAGGUGGCAAAGACUCCACUGUUCUUGCUUCCGUUUUAAAAACCCUCAAUGAGCGCCACGACUAUGGCCUCGAACUUGUGCUCUUGUCUAUUGACGAGGGUAUCAAAGGCUACAGAGACGACUCUCUGGAAACAGUCAAGCGCAACGCAGUCCAAUAUGACAUGAAACUGGAAAUUGUCGGCUACGGUGAGCUCUAUGGUUGGACUAUGGACCAAGUCGUUGAGCAAAUAGGGAAAAAAGGAAACUGCACCUACUGCGGUGUUUUCAGGAGGCAGGCCCUAGAUCGUGGCGCGGCCAGGUUAGGGAUCACGCAUGUGGUUACAGGGCACAAUGCAGACGACGUUGCUGAAACAGUAUUAAUGAAAGUACUACGAGGCGACCUACCCCGACUUUCUCGAACAACAAGUAUCGUCACAUCAUCAGCGGCGUCCGAUAUCAAGCGCAGUAAACCGCUGAAAUACGCCUAUGAAAAAGAGAUCGUUCUAUAUGCACAUCACAAGAAGCUCGACUACUUUUCUACUGAAUGCAUUUAUUCACCGGAAGCAUUCCGCGGAAGUGCAAGGACAUUGAUCAAGAACCUCGAGAGAAUUCGACCAAGCUCAAUAUUAGACGUUGUAAAGAGUGGAGAAGAUAUGGCAAAAUUGGUUCCACCUGAGGUUACUGGAACUAGUUGUGCAUCAGCUGGGGCCGUCAGCUCGGCCGACGGAGCAGAAGAAGGAGCAGGAGGCUGUGGAAGCGCCAACGGCAGAGGAAGCGGAGGAGAAAUGGCGCACAUGGAGAAGCGACUAGUUGAGAAUGAGGCUGCUGAGGGACGGGAAACAGAAAUUACACUGCCAAAAUCAAGCACUGUGUCCAAUGGCCAGUCAAAGCAGCCUUCGAAUGCACAACAAGCUCGUCCUGCACGUAUGCCCAGGAAGUUGCCCCAACAGACGAUGCGAAAAUGUACUCGCUGUGGGUACCUUUCUAGCCAGGACAUUUGCAAAGCUUGUACUCUUCUUGAGGGUCUCAACAAGAAUAGGCCGAAAAUGCAGGUCGAGAUUGGAUUGGAAGAUGAAGAGGGCAGCUCUACAUUACGGAGACAAAUGGAGGGCAUCGCAUUGGCAGGAGCAUAAGAUCAAAGGUUUCACGAUUCUAUAUUAUGAUCAAUACCCUAAAUUUUUGGAGUUUCUUUUUGCAUAGAGCGCAGGUAGCA